Strongylocentrotus purpuratus (purple sea urchin) is the source of this 4430-nucleotide messenger RNA. RefSeq lists its product as uncharacterized. The record is from RefSeq and is a predicted model, not a curated record. The coding region runs from base 331 to 2892 and encodes 853 amino acids. Gene Ontology annotation, molecular function: transcription coregulator activity; protein binding. NCBI's taxonomy places the organism in Eukaryota, Metazoa, Echinodermata, Echinoidea, Camarodonta, Strongylocentrotidae. The transcript has 11 exons. Gene Ontology annotation, cellular component: nucleus.
GGGCUAAUGGUAUACAGCCAUAACUUAACAGUAAAUUUGGUAUAAAUCCCACCGACGUCCGACGUAACAACUGUGAUUGCAUAACAUAACGUGAGGGUCAGACAGUAUGACCUCUACCGGAAGUGCAUGGCAGAGUGUUUCGCGCAAUUGCUCCAAAAGCCGCGAUAACUUAAAACAUAAACAAACUCUGAAAUUCGGUAGUUACACACCGUCACGCUUUUUUCAUCGUUUUAAUUGACGAUCUUCAUCUAAAGCUGUAUUGAAGGCGUCAUUAUGUCAUAUUUUUAAAACAGGACAGGGUAUUCAUUAACACCAGAUUGAUAUUGAAAAAUGGUGAACGUGAGAGCUCUUCCUUCGGAUCUUGCACGUCUUGUGCUGGAUUACCUCUACUCUGAGGGCCUCCAGGAGACCUAUGAUGUGUUCCUGCAGGAGAGUCCUCAUCUGGAGGAACUGCGUAGCUUCCCUGCCAUGGGUAUACUGCCUCUUGGAGCAAAGAGUUUACAAGUGAUCGUUGAAGAGUACUAUGAGCUGAUGUCACAAGAUACAAGUAAAGUCAAGAAUGCCAAUGAUGCUCUUUACAAGCUGUGGAAGAGAUUUGAUGCUCUCCUGGUGCAAAUCAAACAUCAUUACAAAGGCAGUGGGGCCAUUACAACACUGUCAAAUGAACUAGCAAGCCAAUCAGUGAGAAGUCGCUACAGUCUCAAUCGACUCCACCAUGAACGCAUGCAGAUGGAACGGGAAAAUGCCCUUCGUCUGGUCAAUUCCAGUGGUCUCGUACAACAGCUACAUCAACACCAUCAACCUCAACAUCAACCUCAGCAUCAGCAGCAGCAGCAGACUCACCACCAGCCAAAACAUGUACAACGCCACCGUCAAAACUCUCCUUUCCGUCGGCCGCAACCUCAUAAUAUCGAGCCCGACACCCGCCCUCUGAUGGUGCCUUCUCCAUCAUUCCCGACCAAUCAGGAGAGCCGAGAGAGGUCAUGUGAUACCAGGUGUUCCACACCUAGGUUGAGGUCACCCAUGGUGCAGGAGGCCCUGUCGACAUCUCCUUCACAGAGUGUAACGAGUACUCAGUCACAGUUUGUGACCCCCACUAAAAGCUCUCAGCAUGACAGACCAGAGGGAGAAGAGAAGAUUGGAAAAUCACCAAAGAGAAAAAGUGCUCUACCCAGACGCAAACCCCACCCAGGAGUGCCCCGGGAGAGGGUCAUCAGUAGCGCCCCAUCCACCAGUGCAGGGGUCACCCCUAUAGAUGAGAUACAGGACCUACCGUCCCCCUGGGGGUCACUCUGCAACAACCAGGAACUGAUGGAGAAACUGGCGGAAAACAUCAACAAGGUUCGACCAACUCAAGAAAUUCCUGGUCAAGAAGAACCUGCUGAUCACCCAGAAGCUCCUGACCAGGCCAACCUCAGCACCGAAACAGAGGAGAGUCAACAAUCUGGGAGCAACAUCCAGGUUCUGGACGAACUCCUCAAUGGGAUGGUCUCUGACUCCAUGAUGGAAGAGUUCGUCGACAUGACGAGCGGCGACCCGACUUUCAACUCCCUCUUUGCGCUUUUCAACACCGACAGGGACAAGUUCCUGAACAGCGAAAGGCAGAAGCUCCAGCUCAGUGCAUCGGAAGUCGAGGAGCAUCUGAACUCUUCCAGAGAAUCUGAAGUUGACUCGUCCGAACAGCAAGCCUCAUUGCUCCCUCCUAGUCACACGAGCCAACAUCAGCCCCAACAAUCCAUCUUGACUAGUUCACCGCAAGCAAGUACAGUGACCAUCAUCAGCCAAGGAAGAAACAGGGACAUACAGGUCAUGGGGUCUUCAACAGGUCAUAGUUCAGAGGUCAUAGGCAUGUCAUCCACCAAUCAAGAUAGGAUAUUCCUAAGCGAGGAACUUGAAGGGCUAUCAAGGGGACGUGAUUCGUUCCCUAAUAUGGUUGUCAGAAAUAGUCCGUUCAGGGAAGAAGCUGCAUGUUCGUCGACGGCACUGUCGAGGGUGAACUCUGCCAAGAAAAAUGCAAGUACUAAUGAAGGAAGGUCAUCCAAGGUCAAGUCCUCGGGCAUGACAUUAGGCUCUCUUGCGGACCUCUUUCCAAAAGGUCAUGUCAGAGAGCUCUCAUUUCUCAAGGACCUGAGCCCUGUCAAGGGACACCAGGACAAGUCACACGAGACUGGUGCAGCAGCGUCAACAUCUCAGGUUACACCUUCAAGAAGGAAAGCUACGAGGAAAGGGUCACAGUCUCCCCGGAUGCAGCACAACAAUGAAAUAACACCAUCCAAGAGACCAAUUGCUCGAACACCAGAGAGACUGUAUUCUCCAGAGGAAAAAGCGGUGGCUCGGUUACUGACCAAACUGCCAACGACCCCCACAAAAGAGAACGCAGUUGCGUCAAAACAAUCGGUUGUCAUUGAUGGCAAGAAGGUGGUGAUCGUGAAGCGUGCAAGGACAGGGGGUACUAGCCGCCAUCCACCAGUUACCAGUGUCUCUGGAUUCCAGAAAGAAAGGAUAAACAUAGAGCAAAGGGUCAUCCCUGCUGUUGAUCAGGUCAAUGGUGUCAGGUCAAGUGACCUUCCAGGACACUCAAGAACUGGACAAUCCCCUCAUAGUAUCGGAGGUGUGAAGACCGUUUCACUGGCCUCUCAGCCCCAUGAGAGUGAGGGGAUUCAGCCGAAGGGCCUGGUGGAGGGGGGCAAGACAGUGGCCUUCAAGGAGGUCCCUCAGGACAAAGGAACCAAAGCAGUGAAGAAAGGAGUCAAGAGAGAUAGGAAAGAUCCUGACAAGGCAAAAGGCGUCAAGAAGACAAAGCGAAGCAAGUCGAAGAAUUCCAAAGACCUUGGAUUUCCAGUCAAUCUGGAUGUGGACAAGUUUCUAUCUCAAAUUAACUAUACAAGCUGACAUCUUAAAUAAAUGAUUGCUACAAGGUGUUUCUCCGCUGGAAAUCCUUGCAUGAAUGACAAAAAUUUCAGCCAAGUCUCAAAGUUUGCAAGCCAUUGGGGGCUGAAGAUCCAUGCAUUUGGUCUGAUAACAAUGCACUAAAGUGUGUACCAAAAUAAAGGUUUUCCAGGAUUAAUAGCUAAUUUACUUAUUUAUUUGUAGCUUAAAAUGAAAGAAGAACUUCUCAGCUUUUUAUUAAUUCUUGUAUUACUUGCACCACCGACGUCACAUAUGACCAAAUACAAUGUAGUCCAUUUGUAAUUGACCCUAACAUAAUUGUUCAAGUUUUGUAGUACAUGUAUUUGAUCAAGAUAUUAUUGAAAAUGGACUACUGGUAUGUCUUGCUGUUCCACCAGUAAGAUUUAUUAUACCUCUUCUUCUUUAUAUUUGUUUUAUUUGGGUAGACAGAUAGUGAAGACUUUUUCUUAUUUUCUUUUUUAACUCGUGUAGGAAUAGGCAGUCUCAUUCGGUUACCUGUAUGUGAAAUGAUUUCUGUAACUGACAAAUAAUUCAAAUCGUAUUUGAAAUGUAGUAAUAUAUACAUUUGUACUCUUCAAGUGUCAACCUGUUAGCAAAUUCAUCGAAAGUGCUUUUGUAGCAUUUAUGAAUUUAAAAAUAGAUGUACUUGUAAUUAUUUUGGAUUUUAAGAAAGCUUUGUCAUAUACCAAAAACAAUUUUCAUGGAUGUCUUCAUAGAAUUUGAGUUCAUUUGUAGUUCAUCCCGGGUAGAUUUGAUUCUUAGAUUUUUUCCAAUUACGGUAUCUGGAAGGAAUAACGAUAAAUACAUAAAAUAGAUGGCAAACAAAUAAUAAUAAGUUUGUUCACCUAAUGAAGCCUAAUCAGCAUCGAUGCCGUUCUUCUUGAGAUCCCUGUAAUUAUUAUUGUCCUGGUGAUUGUCGGGUACCCAUUUACACCUGGGUGGAGAGUGGCAAAUGUGGAUCCAUGCAUUGCCCAAAGACGUUAGUGCCGAGCUGGGAUUCAAACCCCCAAAAUGUGGAUUGAGAGUCGAGAGAAUGGACCACUAUGCCACAGGGAUGUUUGGUAAUAUUCAGAAUAUAGCCUAAUAAAAAAGAUCCAUUGAAGCCUCUCUUCACUAGUUGGCUAGGAGGGAUUAGACCUCCCUGCAUGGUCACCAACAGGUGGCUAUGUCAUCAAAUCAGCUCUCAAUUAACAUAAGAAAAAGGGGUUCAUGGGGGACCAACGGGUACCACUUUGACAUUGUUUGCUAUUUAGAGGACCCAAGUAGCUACAAGUAGUGCAGUCCUGCUUUAAGAAACAAAGGAUUAAAACAUCGUAGCUUGUCCAUGCAGAUUCUCUAGGUUUUGUUACCUCUUUAUUCUAUCACCCGGACCCUGGUCUGCAAUCAUGAGAAAUUGUUAUCAAACUAACUUGUUAAAAUAAAGAUAUACCUUCCUUUUUUCCUUUGUAAAAAGCAUUGAUUCACUAAAUGUAUAUUCAUUAAUCAAGAUUUAUAUAACACUAUAAAAAGAUGUAUUGAAA